CAUUUGGUCUCUACUGGUACAGUACAGAAGGGAUUCGGAUCGAAGUAUCAUCGGAUUGGGGUUUUCCGCAUAAGAUCGGCAAUCGGAAGUGGCUUCGUCGGUAAAAAAACUGACCUCUAUAUUCCGGCGAGAAAGCACGACUUAGAAGGCGGCUGCUGCUUCUUCUUCUUAUUAGGGUUUUGUGUGAGCUUCUGUAAUUAGUUGACGGUUCAGUCACUGUUAUAUGAACCUUAUCCUAUCAAGCCCUAAUCUCAUGGACCAAAAACUACUUCUUUCAUCACAAGGAGCAAGUCUUACUGCUCCUUCACCCCCUUUUCUGUCUUGUUCGUUCUCUUCUCCUAGUAAGGCCUUCACCUCCGUCAACAGCCGUCUCUCCUUUCCCACUCUGUCGUCACCUGACACCUCAUUCCUUGGUCAAAAGCUCAUCUUGGGGAAGAAGACGCUUCCAUUUCAGGCGGAUAGGCGACGGCCUUUUUGUCCGAUAGAAGCGGCUGUUAAAUGGAGAAAAGAGAUUCCCUUCGAUAACGUUAUCCAGCGUGACAAGAAGCUGAAGCUGGUGCUCAAGAUCAGGAACAUCCUCGUGAACCAGCCUGAUCGAAUAAUGAGUCUUAAGCAUCUGGGUAAGUUCAGAAGAGAUCUUGGUCUGACCAGAAAGCGCAGAUUCAUUGCUCUUUUGAAGAGAUUUCCGGCUGUUUUUGAGAUUGUUGAGGAAGGAGUUUACUCUCUCAGGUUCAGGAUGACACCUGAAGCUGAACGGGUUUAUUUGGAGGAGCUGAGAGUCAGGAAUGAGAUGGAACAGUCUGGUAUUGUGAAGCUCAGAAAAUUGCUAAUGAUGUCUUUGGACAAGAGGAUUCUCUUGGAGAAGAUCACACAUUUGAAGAAUGAUCUUGGUCUUCCACCAGAGUUCAAGGAGACAGUUUGUCGGAGGUACCCUCAGUAUUUUAAGCUCGUGGCAACCGAUCGUGGUCCAGCUCUCGAGUUGACUCACUGGGAUCCAGCUCUGGCCGUCUCAGCCGCUGAGCUGGUCGAAGAAGAGAGGAGGAUUAGGGAGGUGGAAGAGAGAAACUUGAUUAUAGAGAGAACUCCCAAGUUUAGAAUGGUGAAACUUCCUAGAGGCUUAAAUCUUUCUAGGGGUGAGGCAAAGAGAAUUUCUCAUUUCAGGGAAAUGCCUUAUAUAUCUCCUUACUCAGACUUCUCACACUUGAGGUCUGGCACCCCUGAGAAAGAAAAACAUGCAUGUGGUGUGGUUCAUGAAAUACUAAGUCUCACGCUUGAGAAGAGGACAUUAGUGGAUCAUUUGACCCACUUUAGGGAAGAAUUCAAUUUCUCCCAACAGUUGAGGGGAAUGUUGAUCCGGCAUCCGGAUAUGUUUUACGUGUCCUUGAAGGGGGACAGGGAUUCCGUGUUUCUUCGUGAAGCCUAUCGUGGCUCGCAAUUGGUUGAAAAACAUAGGUUAUUGCUGUUGAAAGAGAAGAUGCGUGCUCUUGUUGCCGUCCCAAGAUUCUCGAGAACCCCAAGAAUGGCGAUUGUCGAGACAGACAAUAACGCAGCAUUGGAGGAAGACGACGAUGAUGAAGUUGAUUCUAAAGGAUGGUCUGAUGUGGAUGACAUCUUAGCAGAGGCUGAUGAGUCAGGAGAUGAGUUUGAUGAAGAUGAUUGGAGUGAUGAAGAAGAUGAAAACCCUCCGGAUUUUGAUGAUAUUGAUAACUUAAAUUUUAAAGAAAAGGAAGUGGAAGCUGAUGAUGCUCCUAAAAAAUCUGGAGACAAAGAAUUUGUUCCUGCAUUUCCGGAUGGCAGUCCUAGAGAACGUUGGUAAUGGUUGUUUAAAAUAGAUUUUUUGUUUGCAUGAAGGACGACCUAUGAGAGAGGAAGGAAAGGGAAGGUGCAAUCUUUUUGUUUAAUCAUCCAUCGGCAUAUGUAAAUGCGUACAUAAU
Molecule: messenger RNA, 1934 nt
Organism: Phalaenopsis equestris
Lineage: Eukaryota; Viridiplantae; Streptophyta; Magnoliopsida; Asparagales; Orchidaceae
Product: protein ROOT PRIMORDIUM DEFECTIVE 1
Exons: 2
Coding region: 224-1816 (530 amino acids)
Molecular function (GO): RNA binding
Source: RefSeq, a predicted model, not a curated record